AUGUUGGGCAUCACUCCGAAGCAGCGGAGCUUUGCUCUGCUGGUCAUGUCUGUGUUCGGAUUGACGUAUCUUUGGUUUCGCAGAGGCAUCUUCAACGUUUGGGACUCCAUCGGCAUGGACCCAAGUCACCUCGUGCAGGGAGCUCGCCCUGAAGCCGGUGCAAGCUUGGAGUCCGAAGACAAGGCGCAGUUUGCGCUCAUUGCAGCGGGGACACACACGGCCGUGCUCAUCUGCGGCAUGGUUCUGUUCAUCGUCAUCCACAUGCUGGUGAACGAGGGCUCGCGCCUGCUGAAGUUGCGAUCAACUGCCGCGUCAUGGACUCUCCAUGGCGUCAGCACCAUCGCCAGCACAAUCGCAUUCUACUUUGGCAUGUUCCAUUUCUUCCAGGGCACGUUCGACAACAAGGACGGCUUUGCCUAUCGCUGGGCACGCGGCUUCUUCUACGAAGAGGGAGAAUUGCCGUUUGCGUCGUGCGCAUCAAUGUCGUACUGCCUGUGUCUUCUCUGCGGCUACACCAUCAAGCUGGCCACGCGCGACUCGCGGUUCUCUGCGUUUCCCAAGUGCUACCGCCGUUGGGUGUGGCAUGUUCUGGCUGCAUUCCUUGCUGCAUACGUCUUCUUCCGCUACAUUGCCAUCCCUGUCUGGCACAACGUCGUGCAUCACUAUCUCCCCUACGAUCCGCGUGAGCGUGAGGUCAAUCACAAGUUCAUUACGGUUGCCACCGCCACCCACACCAUCGCCCUGGUUGUGGGCAUGGCUGCGGGCACGGUGACCUAUCGGAGUUGGAACAUUCUUCGCAGCUGCAUGCCUCCGUCGUCGCUGCCACAAAGCGCACGCUUCUUGCUUGCGUUUACGCUCUUUGUGCUGUGGGGUCUCUUCCUUGUCAGCUUUGUGUAUUCUGGCACGCAGCUUGCCACCAGCUGGUUGCACAGCCACAUCCACAUUGUCCCGCCCACCUUUCUCUCCGUGUCGUUGCUGACGUGGUUCGUGUGGGGGUUUCUUCUCCUUACGGGCCAGCUGCCCUCCCUCCUCUUUGCCAUCAUCACCGUCUACUUGCUCCCGCUCAAGAUGACACGUGGCGAUCCGGCAUCGCGCGUGCGCCACGUGUGGCAAGCGUUGACCAUCUACAUCAUCUACAACCUGCAGAUCUUCGUGGCCAUGUCGUUGGUGGUGACCUUCGCUGCCGCUGCAUACUUCCCGCAUUUUAUCACCGCAGGCUGGAUCAUCAUCAUUGCUCGGUACGCGCAAACGUAUCGCAACCACCCAGCCCUGACUGGGUGGCGCGCGCGUCUGGACUUCCGAAACCACUGGGUAUUUGACGAGAUGGCGUCAUACUUCCAGCACUCCAUUCACACGCAGGGGAAGCUGAGCAUCGACCCGAGCCACCGCUACAUCUUCGGCUUCCAUCCGCACGGCAUCCUUCCCAUCUCGGCCGGGUUCAUCACCAGCACAACGGCGUGGCGCAGCAUGUUUGCUGGCAUGAUGCCUGCGCCACUCAGUUCGUCCAUCUUGCACCAUGUCCCGCUCCUUCGCGACUUUCUGCAGCUGGCUGGCGGCGGUGACGUUUCUCGUGGCGGCAUUGCAGCAGCCUUGAAGAGGACUGGGUCUGUAGUCAUGCUGCCUGGCGGCCAGCAGGAGCUGCUCACCUCGUCCUCCCAGAGCAAGGAGAUUGUCGUAUCGUCCAAGCACAGGGGGUUUGUGCGACUGGCACUGAAACUGGCAGCUGCGUCGUCAAAGCCCAUCCACCUCGUCCCCAUGUUCAACUUUGGUGAGAACAUGAUUCUGGACAACGUGCAGGCACCCAUGGCAUGGCAGCGGUUCUCCGUCAAAAAGCUGCGCGCCAACGUUUUUUUCCUUCCGUAUGGCGUGUGCGGCCUCCCUGGGGUGCCGCGCCGCGAGAGACUCACGACGGCCGUCGCCCAGCCCAUCGAAGUGCCAAGGAUUGCGACGCCCACGGAGGAGCAUGUGGACUUGCUGCACCGGCGCUACUUCACUGCACUUCGUGAGGUGUUUGAUGAGACAAGGGCGUGUGCAGGGCACGGGGACAAGACGCUUGGGUUUGACGUGCCGGUGACGCCGCUGUCACAGGCGCAGUGGGAGAGCGAGCGCGCACGGCUGACGCUGCAGCCCCUGUGCGAGGAUGACCACAUCGACAAGCUGUUUGGCCUACCUGGGGACGGUCUCGAGCGGCUGUUCACGGGUGUGUUCUGGGCAGUCGUCUUCUCAUGCAUCUUCCUACACGCCGCCGUGUACAUGGAGGGCGGGUUUCUCGAGGGCCUCUUUGCGUGA
This is a messenger RNA of Salpingoeca rosetta, 2289 nucleotides long. RefSeq lists its product as uncharacterized. Bases 1 to 2289 code for a protein of 762 amino acids. Lineage: Eukaryota; Choanoflagellata; Craspedida; Salpingoecidae. The record is from RefSeq and is a predicted model, not a curated record. The transcript has 11 exons. Gene Ontology annotation, biological process: lipid metabolic process.